Molecule: messenger RNA, 1943 nt
Organism: Solanum tuberosum (potato)
Lineage: Eukaryota; Viridiplantae; Streptophyta; Magnoliopsida; Solanales; Solanaceae
Product: 1-aminocyclopropane-1-carboxylate oxidase homolog
Exons: 1
Coding region: 715-1233 (172 amino acids)
Source: RefSeq, a predicted model, not a curated record
AGAACCUAAACUGAUAAACAGAAGGCUAGGCUAUAACAAGGAAAACAAGAUUUGCAGUCAAUGCCAAAUUGAGAAGAGAGUUAGCUUUCUGCUGAGUGAACCCAAACAAGAGGACACACACUAGAUUAGAGCAAGUUUAGCUUGUCCAAUGGCGCAGUGGAAAAAUAAUGGUAACUUGAGUGCGAUGACACCUAGAGUUGCGAAGGUGAGUUGGACCGUAAAGCCUUACCGUGUUCCAAAAGGAAGUAUACAUGUCUCUCCUUCAUGGAUAUUCUCCACAGGGGAGAACUCAGAUCCAGCCAUUACUAUAAAAGCUAUUGGACAUCAAUGGUAUCGGAGUGCGCCUCUUCACGAGGGUGAUUAAAGUGCAACGAAAUGCCUUAAAGUUGAAUAGGGUUCGCGAAGCAUCUGGCUUACCGGUAAGAAUCAGUCCCUCUAUGGACUUAAACAAGCAUCCCAAAAUGGCAAAGGAAUGUGCUACUAGGAUUACCCAACUUUGAGUCAAGACUCAACUAACAGCAAGGUUUGUGCCGAAGGAAUCACCAAUAUAAAACAAGCAAAAAAAAUAGUACAAAAUAAGAACUAAUGAGCAAUACAUGUUUCUGGUGGCUAACAUGAUAACUGAUAAAGAAUUAACAUCCAACUCAUACCAGGAAAUGACUGCAAUGACAACUCAUACUAAGUGACCUUAGUUCAUAACAUCCUAAAAAGAAGAUGGUGGUCUCUAGCACUAAUGAUUUUCAGGUCACAGUUAAGAAAAGUUAUGACAAAAUGAGUGAAUUAAAAACCUUUGAUGAUGCUGGAAUCGAUAAGGUACCUCAAAUAUUCAUUCUACCACAGAAAAAAAGGCUGAAGUCCUCGGAUACAUGUGAAACACAGUUCAUUUUCCCAUUGAUAGACCUUGAAGGCAUCGACGAGGACCCAAUCAAACACAAAGAGAUUGUGGAUGAAGUUCGAGAUGCAUCGGAGACAUGGGGUUUCUUCCAAGUGGUUAAACAUGGGAUUCCAACAUCCGUCUGGGAAGAAAUGCUGCAAGGAACACGAGAGUUUUUUGAACAAGAUGUUGAGGUUAAGAAACAGUACUACACUCGAGAUACUACGAAAAGGGUGAUUGAUACUAGCAAUUUUGAUCUAUAUAGCCCUUCUGUUCCAGCUGCAAAUUGGGGAGACACACUUUUCUGUUUAAUGGCUCCUGAUCCUCCCAGUCCACAAGAAUUGCCAGCAUGCGGGUAGAUGUUCUGAACAUGAACUUUUUUUCCCCUCCCCACCCCCAAGAGGAUCAAUAGUUUGUGUUCCCACUUACCUUCGAGUGUGACUCGAACCCUCAACCUACUGGUUCAUGGUGAAGGUGCUCAACCACUUGAGCAAGCCACACUUGUCUGAAGAUUGGGAUCAAAAUGUUUCGGGGUUUCUGAACAUGUAUUAGAAAACCAACCAGCUUCAUUUAUGACAAAAAUCAACAGCAAACCAUGAUUGAUGUUGUUAUGGUUAAGUGCUUUCUUGCAGCUGAUUUAUGAUUAAUGUGAGUUUUGGUGGAUAUUGUUGGAGAACUAAGUAAUUCAACUAGAAGUAUGGUCCCUUUGAGCCAAUUGAGUAUACUUAAUUUUUUUCAAGUAUCAACAUGCGGCAUUACAUCAAAUUUUAUUUGAAAUUACUGCAGUAAAUACUAAUGGAGUACUCUAAGGAUCUGAUGAAACUAGGCUGCUCCUUACUUGAAUUAUUGUCAGAAGGUCUUGGUCUUAAUCGUUGCCAUCUCAAGGAUAUGGAUUGCGCGGAGGGGCUAGGUAUUUUGGGACAUUACUAUCCAGCAUGCUCCCAGCCAGAACUCGAGAUAGGCACCAACAAACAUUCUGACAAUGAUUUUAUCACAGUGCUUCUACAAGAUCCUAUUGGAGGACUUCAAGUGCUUCACCAGAAUCAAUGGGUUAAUGUUCCUCCUACAC